AAGGAGGACAAACUUCGUCACAAAAUCUCAAAGGAAGGGGGCGCAGGUGUGGUGGCCCCCACAGUGCAAGGGCUGCCUUUUGAGCAGGACAAUUGCACAUCCUCUCAUGAGUGGAUCAAGCUCUGAGCAAGACAACACCUAUAGAGAUGCAGCUUGCUCAGCGAAGAAAAAACGGGACCACACCAGAAGGGUGCACUGCAGAAGUGCACAUGAGUAUCGCUUGAUAUUUCAAAGAGGACAUGGAUCUUUCAGAGCAGGCGAUUGCGGCCAUGCUGGCAGACGAGGCCUCCCAGCUGAGACAGGCCGCUGGCUUCCAGGGUUACUCGGCGUUUCUGCAGAAACCCGUGCUGCGUGCGCGGCCUAACAAGCAGUUCCUAGCUGCGACUGUGCGGAGCGUAGAGAGUGCAAACCGCAUGGCCCAGGUCUCUGAGAUGUGGCAUCAGCGUCAGAAGGAGCUCAGUGAGGAAGAGGGGUCUGGCAGAAAAGCCAGAGGAAGCGGUGCUGCUGGACGCCGAAAAGAUUCGGGAACCAGUGGCAAGGAUUCAAGUCGAAGAGGGGCCACGAUCAAGCUGAAAUCCCCUCUGAAUACAGAAGCAGAGCGUGCUGUAAGAGAAGAUGGUAGACAAGAAAAUCAUGCCAAGGGCCGCCACAAAGGUUUUCCCCAGGAAAGGGGAAACGGCAGCGAGGAUGAGACUCCCUCGGAGGAUGACAGUGAUGUGAGCGGCUUCAGUGGAGAGCGGCCGGCAGCGCGCGUCCAUAGAAGAAGGCGACAAUCGAUUGAAAGGAGUCAGCACGCGUUGGAAAAUGAGGGGGAGCAGAUAGGCCCAAGUGCCGCUGGGGAGGGCGACGAUGCGCAAGAAGUGGAGCUGGAUGAGUUCCUUCACAGCAGGAAGAAACGAGGACGGGGAGCCGUUGGUUCGAGGAUGGAUGAGCCAGGACCGUUUGCAGCUGCGAUGGGCGGCGAUGAGAUAGAUGACAGGGGCACAUCCGCAAGAGUCCCAAUUGUGUUGGGACCCCAGCUUCCGGCAGAACUCGAGGAGAAACGGAAGAGAGAAAAGCGUUCAAGAACGGAGGCAUUCUUGGUUGAUCACAGUUCACCUAGUAAAUCGGGGAAGAAGCAUAGAACUGACGAAGGAAAAAGAGCAAGAAAAGAAGAGAGGCGAAAGCGAAGGCUAGAGAAGGAGAGACUACGGGAAGCUAAGCGUCGAAAGAAGUCGUCAAAACAUGAGUGACGCAAUUUGGGGGGAUAAUUGAUCUCCCACUGCGCAGCUCUUUGUUCUUGCCCAAGCCGCCAUUUGUGUGAGCAUCUAGGGCUUCUGAAAGCAGGCGAGCAAAAGAACAUGUCCGGGGUGAGCCCAAAAAGCUUGGAUGCCUCCGUUCUUGUUUGCUUCUACAGCGUACGACUUUUUUGCCUUGAUGAAAAUUCGGAG
Molecule: messenger RNA, 1430 nt
Organism: Klebsormidium nitens
Lineage: Eukaryota; Viridiplantae; Streptophyta; Klebsormidiophyceae; Klebsormidiales; Klebsormidiaceae
Source: the annotation of a GenBank genome assembly